AUUAAGUAGUGCUGUUGUUCACUGUAAAAUGGAAUUAUCGGAAUAUUUAAAGUUGGGUCUCAAAGAUCUUUAUAAACCAAAACAAUCAAAUAGAAUCAUACAGUUCAGACAGUUAAGACAAAACAGUAGAGAUAAAUGCACGUUGUCUCAAAGGCAUAUAGCAAUGAUGGAAACAGUUAAAAUAAAUGCAAGGAUGCAAGCGAUGUUGGCGUGGAAAGCGGAGAAGAAGUUGAAAGAGGAGCAGAACAAACAGAAGUUGAAACCAAUUUUUAAAGUAUCGAAAGUGGUGGCUCCCUCGAAACUAGAAGAUAUAUAUACAAAAAAGGUGAACAAUUCACUGAAAUUAGUUGAAACAGGAUACAAAUUCAAACCACCUACGAAUAUUAAACCAAUUGUUUUGGAACAAAGAAACAGCAGUAAAAUUAAUUCGUUGUGUAAUUCUGUAAAAGAUUCUGUGAAGAAAAAUGUAGCCACAAAAAGAAUUGAUAGAGUUAAAAAUAUUAAUAGUAACACUUUAAAUGUAAAUUUUAAAGUAAACGAUAAAUCCUGUAAAGUAUCCAAUGCUUUAAAUGUCAAACCUAAGGUAAUUAAAAUGAGAAAAGAUGAAGCGAAUAUGAUGAAAGAAUCUAAUCAGAGUGUAAUAAAAAAUAGAUCUCCAAGGGAUAGGAAUAUUAUGGAUGUUAGUGAAUCAUCAAAUCCUAUAGCGAAUGAGAAUUUUGUUAAAGAAAACUCGAUGUCGAGGAAUUCAAUAAUUAACAUACAGACUCCAAAGAAAGUAUUUAGGAAGCGUUUGUAUGGCACAGCUUGUUACAUUAGGAAAUGUUAAAUAAGGAGGAACAAAUCUUUGAUUCUCUGAUCUCUUUAAAAUGUUGAUGAU
This is a messenger RNA of Nicrophorus vespilloides, 877 nucleotides long. RefSeq lists its product as uncharacterized. NCBI's taxonomy places the organism in Eukaryota, Metazoa, Arthropoda, Insecta, Coleoptera, Silphidae. The record is from RefSeq and is a predicted model, not a curated record. The transcript is spliced from 3 exons. Bases 29 to 826 code for a protein of 265 amino acids.